Messenger RNA from Cynoglossus semilaevis (tongue sole), 1074 nucleotides. It is a transcript of the gene psme1, whose product is annotated as proteasome activator subunit 1. Gene Ontology annotation, biological process: regulation of proteasomal protein catabolic process; regulation of G1/S transition of mitotic cell cycle; positive regulation of endopeptidase activity. Lineage: Eukaryota; Metazoa; Chordata; Actinopteri; Pleuronectiformes; Cynoglossidae. Bases 159 to 908 code for a protein of 249 amino acids. Gene Ontology annotation, molecular function: endopeptidase activator activity. The record is from RefSeq and is a predicted model, not a curated record. The transcript is spliced from 11 exons. Gene Ontology annotation, cellular component: cytoplasm; nucleoplasm; proteasome activator complex.
GAUAUAGCGAAUUACUUUCGUUUUCGAUUUUGUUCCUGUUGCAACGUCUACGCAUCGGUGUCGCACUGACGAAGGUUUUUUAAUGUUCCUGGUGAGUUUAGUCGUAGCACGAUAAUACAUUUUAUAUAACUUUAAUAUUUUGAAUCUACAGACGCGACAUGGCCGCCAUGGAUAUACGACUCGAUUCGAGCAAACAGGUUGAUGACUUCUGCCAGAAGCUCAACAAAGAGGCAGAAGAACUGGUGAAAAAGUUCUUCCCUCAGAAGAUUGAAGAGCUGCAGCUGUUGUUAACGACCUUUUCCACCUGCGACAGCCUGGAGUCACUUAAGGCACCACUGGACAUCCCCAUUCCUGACCCGGCCAAGGAGGAAGCCAAACGCAAGAAGAAGGAGGAAAAGGAGGGAAAGAAGGACAAGGACAAGGACAGUGAGAAGGAGGAUGAAGAUGCAGGUCCUCCAUGUGGGCCCAUUUGCACCAAUGAGCGGGUGGAGAGUCUCCUGAAGGAGGUGAAGCCUCAGAUCCACACACUGAAGGAGAAGCUCAACACGGUGUCGAUGUGGGUGCAACUCCAGAUCCCCAAAAUUGAGGAUGGUAACAACUUUGGAGUCGCUGUGCAGGAGAAAGUGUUUGAGCUGCUGACCAGCACACGCACCAAGAUUGAGGGAUUCCAAACCCAAAUAUCAAAAUAUUACAGUGAGAGAGGUGAUGCUGUGGCCAAAGCCUCCAAACAACCUCACGUGGGAGACUACAGGCAGCUGGUACACGAGCUGGACCAAUAUCAGUACUGUGAGCUGCGCCUCGUGGUCCUGGACAUUUGUAACACCUACGCCGUGCUGUUUGACAUUAUUAACAAGAACUACGACAAGAUUAAGAAGCCCAGAGGAGAUGGGAAAGCGCUCAUCUACUGAUCCUGACAUCAGCACUCUCACAGGCCUUCACAGGAUACAGAAAGUCUAGUGUGACACUCUUAUCGAGUAACAAAAUAGCCACUCUGAUCCAUAAAAACUUCUGCCUUCUCCUGUUGUGCAUGCAUUUUGUUUCACCUUACAAAAUAAAGCAACAUGAUUCUGAUAA